AUGCACACGUCAUUCCUCUCUGUGUGCGCUGGGCCGCUGCUGCUCGCCUUGGCGGCCAACGCCUGUGACGACUCCAGCGCGCCGGCGCCGACCCCUGAGUACUCGGGUGACUCUUCCAAGGGGACGACCCCGUCGCCCGUGUCCCCUGCAACGUCGCCGACCGACACCGUCGUUGCCUUCGCGGACUCGGAUGACUAUGUCGAACCCGAACCGACAGACGAUGACGGGGAGGUCGAGGACGAAGAGGGCGUGCCGCUUGAAAACGAUGGUGACGGGGAGGUCUGCUCCACCUACGACGAGGAUGUGCAUGUCGCCUAUCUCCUUCCGGAAAUGUGUGAGUGGAACACGUACAUGUGCUGCUGGACCGGCAACGAUGGACCCGACGGGAUGACCUCAAACACCGACGUCUGCCGCGUGUGGGACUACCCGGAGGAGGGAAACUCCCUCGAAUUUCCCCGAGAUUCAGAGGGCUCCGUGUACUGCCACGGGUUCGGAUGGGCAGACGGCGCAGACGUGAACACCAACAUCCUCCCCCUGUACCACUCCGUGAUCAACACCGGCCGCACCGAAGAGGGGGGGUACUACGGAAACGUGGAGGGGGCGCCGCAAUGUGGGUGCCUCGAGGAAAUGCCGGUGGUGUCGUUCUCGGAAUGCUCCAGAUUCGAUGGCGACGGGAUCACGGACUGCGGAGAACACGGGCUGUACAGCAACUACGUGAGCCGCAUCGACGAGCCAAACGGCCCGUUGGAGGACAAUCUUGUGAGGAUUUGCGACAACUACGACGUUCCCGACUUCGACUUCCGCGAGUGCGACAGCCACACGUACAUGUGCUGCUGGACGGAGAACGACGCGAAGGGCGUGCUGGACAACACGGACGUGUGUCGCAUACACGACUACCCGUCGGCGGGCGAGACGUUGGAGUACCCCGGCGACAGCGAGGGAGAUGUGCACUGCCACGGGAUCGUAUGGCCCGAGGACGCCACCGACAAGUACAUCCACCUCCUGGCGCAGUACGUGCAGACCUUCGACCACAUCGGCAACAAGGGCUACUACGGAAACAUCGAGGGCGCGCCCAUGUGCGGCUGCGCCGAGGACAUGCCGGAGGUUAGCAAGGCCGACUGCACCAACUACUCCCCCACUGAGGAGGACGAGGACAGGAUCAGGGGUUGCGAUCCCAACGAUCUCCGCACCCGCUACGAUGUAUUGUACCCCGAUGGGGACCUUGACAACCUCGUCGGCCGCUGCGACAACCAGUAGAGCGUCGCCCUUCCUGUGAUUGUCCGGUCAUUGGUCUUGCGGAAGUUGCCACUGCUGUAGGAUCACACGACUCGAGAUGAGGCGCAGGCUUGCUUGAGAAUCGAGCAUCAGACAUGUGAACAGAGCCGGUCGUGGUUGAGAGGAUUUUAAUUUCCCGGAUGUCAAGUUUUAAGAUGCUCGGCAAGUUGUUCUUCCUGUUGAUGGUUUCGAGUGACCCAAGAAACCUUUCCCAGUUUUGCACAAGGCUUUCAAUUCUAAGCCCCCGGAACAUUUGUAUUUUAACCUUUUUCGGGUCCAGUGGGAUACUUCGUUUUCGUUGUUGGUGCUGCUGGCAUCCCACCCCGUGUUCCUGUGCCCUGUGUCGGCUGGGCCAUCGUACCACCUUACCCCCCCUGGUUCGGUCUCUGUUGGAUGUCAUUGUAAUAUAUUCAACAUGUUCAGUGUUGCUUUCGGGUGUUCGAUGUGUUGAGUUUCGUCGCUUCCCUAUUUGUGUUUCUGGUGUUGUUUCUGUGUUGGAAAAGGUCCUGAUGAGGGCC
Ectocarpus siliculosus is the source of this 1793-nucleotide messenger RNA. The record is from the annotation of a GenBank genome assembly. NCBI's taxonomy places the organism in Eukaryota, Phaeophyceae, Ectocarpales, Ectocarpaceae.